GGCGCGUGCAUCCACCUUUGGCGACAGUUUCUUUUCUUUGGCGGCACUUCUUGAGUUUCAAAAUUGUUUUCGCCCAUAUAAAAAUUUCGACAUAAGUGAUCGAUCAAAAUUAAGUGCAGUGUUAUCAGUUUUGUGAAUGAUUUUGCAAGUGAUCAAGUGUGAGUGUAAAUUGAGUGCCAAUGCUAAUGUUUAAUUGUGAUUCAUAAUAAUAAUUUUAAAAAAGGGUUUUGGUUUCAAAUGGAAUGGAUUAUAGAUAGCUGCUAAGAAAUCAAUUUUUUUCGUAGACACAUCAAUGGAGCAUUGACGACGUUUCAGAAGAAGGUAAAUUUCGAAGUCAAGAGACAAGUGUGAAAAUGUCGGAUAUCUCCGAAUUGGGUUUGGUGAAGAGCACAGUGAAUCGACUAAAAGAUCAAUAUUCAGGGCAGUCGACGAAGAGAGAAAUCCAUUGAAGUGCUUUAGUACAUCUUAUACUUCCUACCUGCUUCAAGCUCAGUUCCCUUAUUUAUUUUUUUGUCUUUGAUCGAAUACUCGAUCGUGCAUUAGUGAUCGCGAAGGCCCGCUCAUGCUUUUGAUGUGUUCAAGCACAUACUAUAUAGUGUUCCGUAUCGACGAUAUUAGGAACAUCACCUGGCUUCGAUUCGAGAUGCAACUCACGUCACCGUUUGUGUUUCUGUCAAGUUUGCUGACGCUGCUCACGACAACGCCCUGCUUCGCCGCCGGAAGUGAUGGUACCCCUGAGUUCCAGAACAAUGUGCCGAUGCGAUUGGUGUGGGCAGCAGAAGGGGAUGAGAUAGAACUUCCUUGUGAUAUUACACCUCCAAUGCCAGGAGACAGCGUCAGCAUGAUAUUAUGGUUUAAAGAUAGCGACGGAAUACCCCUUUACAGUGUGGAUGCGAGAAAAGGCGAUGUACGAAGUGCUGUUCAUUGGGCGGUCACCAAUGAACUCGGGCAGAGGACUCAUUUCCAGGUUGCCGAUGGGCAUCGAGCCAGGCUAAAGGUCAACAAUGUUAAAUUCAAUGAUCAAGGAGUAUUCAGGUGCAGAGUGGACUUCGUAAAUUCGCCAACUAGGAAUUUUCGAGUAAAUCUCACCCUCGUUGAACAACCUUCCAAACCAACAAUUUAUGAUGCACGAGGCAAAGAGGUUAAAGGAGUCAGUGGUCCAUUCCUAGAGGGUUAUGAUCUCCUCUUGACUUGCCAAGUGUCUGGAGGGCGACCUAAACCCACCGUAAGUUGGUGGCAAGAUGGAAAGCUUUUGGACGGCGUCAUGGAUACUCCAAAAGUGGAUGGCUCUUCGUCGAAGUUCACGGUAAACCAAUUAUUUCUCGGCAAAGUAACAAGAUCGUUGUGGGGAACGAAGCUGGAAUGCAGAGCUCAGUCGGGACAAAUGGGCAAGCCAGUUGUGAAGGAAGUUCCACUCGACAUAUACCUGAAACCAGCAGUAGUGAAGAUCUUCCUUAGCGAAGAUCAGAUUUUCGCUGGACGCGAAUUGACUGCUAGGUGCGAAACAUGGGGAAGUUCACCAGCAGCAAGAAUCGUUUGGCGGCUAGGUGGUGAUGAAAUCGGAGGUUCUAAUACAUUAACUACCCAGAGAAGUAAUUCUACAGUAAGCAAAAUCAGUUUGGUUCUCGGUAAGACUCACGACGGAAGAGAACUGACCUGUAGAGCUGAAAAUCCCAGAUUUCCCGGUGGAGUCCUUGAGGAAACGAGAAUAGUGCGCGUUCUCUACCCUCCAGUUGCCGUAGCCCACCUGGCCGCGGGUUACUUCCUGGACACCCUCAGGGAAGGGGACGAUCUAAAAUUGGCUUGCGACGUCCAAAGCAACCCCCCGCCGACUAGCAUCAUAUGGUAUCAAGACAUACCACCUAUAGGAAAUGACAUAGGAUCCUGUAUACGUUCCUGGAUGGGACCUAUCCAGGUGCGCAGUAGUAUUCCAGAAGCACCUGGAGACAUGCGUAGUAUUAGAUACCUUUUUAGGGAAGAUGCACCAAGGUGCAGAAAGGGCUACGAGAGACUGGAUAUCACUGUUUUGCGUGGUGAAACAGUAAAACUUCGUUGUGAAGUGGAGGCCGAUCCGGAUGACGGCGUGAGGUUUUCAUGGACAUACAAUAGCACACGAGGGGAUAUCCUGCCAAUACGAAAUCCUCGUGUGAUUUCUCCAAACGAAGGACUCAUGAGUAUUCUAGACUACAAGCUAGACACUGAUAGUGAUUUCGGGACACUGGCAUGUUGGGCAAUUAACAGUGUUGGGAGGCAAAGAACGCCAUGUAUAUUCAACGUCGCUCUUCCCAAACCGCCUCAACCACCAAUAGACUGUUCUCUGCACAACGAAACGAGUGCUUUAGAGGUUAACUGCAUUCCUGGAUCCGAUGGUGGUUUGCCUCAACACUUUCUUCUUGAGGUCCGAAGUCCUCUCAUAAAUAAUGGACUACUUCAAACACGACAAAUCCUUCAAACUCCUCAAAGCGAUCAGGCAUCUGGUGGGGAAGUACCUCCGAUUUAUCAGGAGAGAAAUCCAGAACCCAUUUUCCAGUUGCAUGAUCUAGUGCCAGGAAUUGACUAUACGGUAUCAGUCUAUGCUGAAAACAAACAAGGACGAAGUGAACCAAUUUUGCUAGAAAACAUCAGAGUAGUUGAACCCAUAGGUAGCAAGCUCGGCAGUGAUGGAAUCUUUCUGAAAGACUUAAAAAGCGUGCUUCCGGAAGCUAGUUCCGAGAACUUCAUACUAGCUAUGAGUUUAAUUGGUACUUCAUCUUUGAUUCUGGUUGGUAUUGGUGUAGUUAUCGGUCUAACAGUUUGCCGUAAAAGAAGAAUGGCACCCUCACGGGAAGGUCCAGACGACUUUACAACACCGACUUAUGUUGCGGCUCAAAGAGUCGAACCGAGGGUCAGAUAUGGUACCAAUACUAGGCGAUCCCAAAGGACCAGUCUGUACAUAGAAGAAAAUAGGAAUGACCCAGACCUGCUGCAACAAAUUGAGACCGAAAUUCAAAGCUAAUUUUCCACGGCUGGUUUUUAAAACGCACAUUGUACCUUCUUUAAUUUUGCAUAAUCUUCAGUAAUAAGAUUAGGACAAUACUUUAUUUAUGUUUCGAAUGAGUAGGAAAUGCACGCUAAAAGUGCAGAUAUGUACCUAACUAGACUAAGAUUAAGUAAUGCUAAAAUUCACGUGCAUAUGUAUAUUGCUCAUUACGUAAUCAGAGGUCUUCUGCAUCAGACAUCUGAAUUAGGAAUAUGAUUUAUAAGUUGCAAAUCAACGAUUGACAUUUUAUUAUAUAUCAAACGUUCAGAUUCAUUUAUUGUUUUUAAUUCUAAAAAAAUGUAUAGGGCAUUUGUGAAAUAUGUGUGCGUCCACAUGAAAAAGACCCUUAUGAUUGGUAUGGAGUUGGUUUUAGGGCCAUAUAGCCGAAUAAAUUUCUGGCAUUUCAGGCUAAAAAAUCUCUAUAGGUUGAAAAACGAGUGAUAAGAGAAUUUUUGAAGUUAGAAUUUCGAAAUAUUGCUUUUCGAGAAAAACGCAUCUAAAGGUGCCAAAUGGUACAAGAGGAGCUGUGAUCAUUUUUCCUCGAACAAGAAAUACAUCUAUUUCUCAUUGCUUUUGGGAUAUGAGAAUAUUGCCAAUAGAUACAUUGUAGGGCCGAGUAUGAUCAUCGAUUUAUAUAAGGUCCUUUUUUAAGUGGACACUCACAUGUAUAGUUACCUAAUAAAUUGAUAUUUAAAUUCAGUAUUGCCGUAAAUCACAGGCUAUUGAAAACUUAUCACUAUGAUUGCGGAUUCAACAAUGCCAAGAAUGAUCCGAAAGUUCCCAUUUGGAUUCUUGUUCGUAGGAAUACCAAUAAAUACUUUAGGUGAUAUUCUAAUUUAGCAGGAUGUCUUCUAAAAACAACAUUGUACAGUUUUUUAUAGGGCUUGCAGGAUAUGAUCUUGAAAGCAUACUUCCAUAGAUAUUAAGUUAUGAUAAAUAUAUUAACAUAUUAAGUUGUUUUCUAAAAGGUAAAUUUGUCCGUCGUAGAUUUUAAGGAAAAACAACAAUCAUUACCUCGCUCUAGGAUAUAAUCAGAAUAGUUUUUUAAUGUAUGCAAUAUAAACACAGAAUGUUAAUCUGUAAUUCAAAAAUUGUAACAAUACACGAACUAUAAGAAAUAAGAACAUGGUUGGAAGGCAAAAGAACAUAUUUUAUUUGGGCUAUUCAAAAAUGACGCAACAAAGUUUGCCGUCAAAUUUUAACCCUA
Messenger RNA from Belonocnema kinseyi, 4226 nucleotides. It is a transcript of the gene side, whose product is annotated as protein turtle homolog B. Gene Ontology annotation, molecular function: protein binding. Lineage: Eukaryota; Metazoa; Arthropoda; Insecta; Hymenoptera; Cynipidae. The transcript is spliced from 13 exons. The record is from RefSeq and is a predicted model, not a curated record. The coding region runs from base 563 to 2995 and encodes 810 amino acids.